Messenger RNA from Aspergillus affinis, 723 nucleotides. Its product is annotated as putative pyrimidine 5'-nucleotidase. Bases 1 to 723 code for a protein of 240 amino acids. The transcript has 5 exons. The record is from RefSeq and is a predicted model, not a curated record. Gene Ontology annotation, biological process: nucleotide catabolic process; pyrimidine nucleobase metabolic process. Gene Ontology annotation, molecular function: nucleotidase activity. NCBI's taxonomy places the organism in Eukaryota, Fungi, Ascomycota, Eurotiomycetes, Eurotiales, Aspergillaceae.
AUGUCGACCGCAGCCGCGAGUACGGAGUCUGACCCCAGACCCGUCUUCUUCUUUGAUAUUGACAAUUGUCUUUACUCCCGAGAUCGCAACAUCUUCGGCCACAUGCAAGAGCUCAUAAACAAAUUCUUCACCACCCACCUCUCCCUCAGCACCGAAGAUGCCCACGUCCUGCACUUGAAAUACUAUAAGGAGUACGGUCUUGCCAUUGAGGGCCUCACGCGCCACCACAAGAUUGACCCCCUCGAAUUCAACCGCAAAGUCGACGAUGCCUUGCCGCUGGAUGACGUUCUGGAACCGGAUCUCAAGCUGCGAAAGCUGCUCGAGGAUAUUGACAAGGACAAAGUGCGGCUAUGGCUCCUCACGAACGCAUAUGUCACCCAUGCGAAGCGGGUCGUCAAACUCUUGCAAGUCGGGGAUCUCUUCGAAGGUAUCACGUAUUGCGACUACUCUCAGACGCCCUUGAUCUGCAAACCGAGCCAGGAAAUGUAUGAGAAGGCAGAGAGGGAGGCCAAGGUCCCAAGUAACGCCAAGCGCUAUUUCGUUGACGAUUCCGCUUUGAAUUGCAAGCAUGCCGCGGAACGGGGGUGGGAAACUGCCCACCUGGUCGAGCUCGGAGUCACUUCUCCUUCGACGCCGGCGUCGCAGCACACGAUUCGGAGUCUCGAGGACCUGCGGAUUUGCUUCCCGCAUCUUUUCAAGAGCGGAAGUUCACUCCAAAAUUGA